CCUCCUCAGUGUCACUGACCUCAGAGAUCCACGCAGCAGCAGCAGUUGUGUUCAGGCGCAGAGCUGCAGACUCACCAGGACCUGAACGCACCGGAACCUGAACACACCGGAACCUGAACGCACCGUCUCUCGCUCCUCUCGUUGAUUACCAGCUCCUGCUCUGCGGCAGCGGCGCUUCCCUGAACAACAUGCCGUCUCUGCGUCACUCCUACACGGUCACGGUGCCCGAGGAGCCGGCCUCUCUCCCGCUGGACAGACCCGAGCUGCAGCGGCGGAGGACUCCGUCCCUGUCCCGGUCCGCGCUUGUGUCCACGUUCAUGGGUCUGAUCAUCAACCAGGCCAAGAACAAGAGUCCUCAAGGCCUGGUGGGACUGAGGAACCUGGGCAACACGUGUUUCAUGAACUCCAUCCUGCAAUGUCUGAGCAACACUCCGGAGCUGAGGGACUACUGCCUGAGGAACGUCCAUCACACAGACCUCAACAACAACUGUGGGUCGAGUGCAGCUCUCAUGGAAGAGUUUGCUAAACUGACUCAAAGCCUGUGGACGUCUGUGAACAACGAGGCCGUCAGUCCGUCCGAUUUCAGGAACCAGAUCCAGAGAUUCGCUCCCAAAUUUGUCGGCUGCAAUCAACAGGACGCUCAGGAGUUUCUGCGCAUGCUAUUGGACGGACUCCAUAACGAAGUGAACAGAGUGACAGUCUGCCCCAAGGUGUCGGCCCACGACCUCGACCACCUCUCGGACGAGGAGAAAGGCAGGAGAAUGUGGAAUAUGUACCUGGAACGAGAGGACAGCAAAGUAGUGGAUUUAUUCGUCGGUCAGUUGAAAAGUUCUCUAACUUGCUCCGUCUGUGGUUUCCGCUCCACUGUGUUCGAUCCGUUCUGGGACUUAUCGAUACCUAUUGCACAGAAGAGCUCAGGCGAAGUGAGUCUCAAAGACUGUUUGAGACUCUUUACUAAAGAAGAUGUGCUGGAUGGAGACGAGAGGCCGACUUGCAAGAAAUGCAAAACCAGAAGGAAAUGCACCAAACGAUUCUGCAUCCAGAAGUUCCCUCAGAUCCUCGUGCUUCACCUGAAGCGUUUCUCCGACUCUAACGUCCGAGCGAGCAAACUCUCCACGUACGUGAACUUCCCUCUCAAGGAGCUGGACCUGCGGGAGUUCGCCUCUGAGAGCAGCGAGCGUCCCGUGUACAACCUGUACGCAGUGUCUAACCACUCUGGAAAUACUCUGGGAGGCCAUUACACAGCGUACUGCAAGAACCAGGCGCUGGGGGAGUGGUACAGCUACAACGACUGCAGGGUGAGCCCCAUGUCCUCCAGUCAGGUCCGCAGCAGCAACGCCUACGUGCUCUUCUACGAACUGGCCACAUCCCCGCACGCCAAAUAUCAGACAUGUCGGCUCUAGAGGCAGAGGAGGAGGAGGAGGAGGAGGAGGAGGAGGAGGAGGAGGAGGAGGAGGAAUGAGCUGCAACAACUGGGCCUGUGAACGCAGACUCGGCCUGCGUGGAGAGAGCUCCGCCUAGUGGACAACGUUCUGCCAUUACAAAGUGGAGGAAGAAUAAAAAACCCUUGAACCUUACGAAGGUGGAUGUGAAAUUUGCAUUCACACAUUGGGGGGGAAGUGAAGUGACGAUGCCGCCACUGGCCACGACGGUUAGAGAUCCAGCGCCGGGGCGUCACCACCAUGGUGCACACGCAGCACUGGACUCAGAAAAUGAUGUUUCACUUCAUUCUAGUUCCUUUUCAUUUCAAAAAUAACAUUUCCAGCUCUUCAUGGACCCUUUUGCCAAGUGUGUGGAUUUGUUUUGUCACUUAGAAUAUGGACACAUGGACUUGAAAGAUAUCCCACACACUGACUCCAGUAUAUCAUGUAUUCUUAUUUAAUAUGAUAACAGGGAUAUGACAACGGACGCUGGUUUUCUGCUGGGACCAGUGGAAACCCACGGAUGCACAGGGGAUGUUUUUAUGUCAAAGCAUAUUUUUAUUUUUGUACAGUAUUUAUGGGCAGCGAGGUGAAUGUAUCCCGACUUCGGGAAAAAGCCUGGUAUACCAAAGCAGCUGUAUAAAUAUGCAUCGGCAGUACCCCCCCCCCCCCCCCCAGGAAGUAAAGUAAAGCUGACUUGACAUUGAAAACUCAACUGAGGCUGCAUCAUCCGUUCAUUUUUAUCAUACCGUUAUUUAUUCAGGCAAGCGAAUGGAAGCUGGGAAGGAAUGUUAAACCAACAAUACAAGCUUUAUACUGUGUGUUUAACCAGAUGCUCUUCACUCAGCUCAUCCUCUCCGACAGACAUCUCUGCUCAACUCCACCGAGCAGCAAUGACGAACUCCUGAAGCCACUCGGGGGCUCGUGGGAUAAGAGGAAAACACAACGUUGGACUCAUUAUAUCUUUAAAGUUACUGUGGUAGACGUUUUAGCGAAUAUUUGCACUUUCCAGGAGACAAAAAAACAACUUUAACAAACGUUGAAUGUCGUGUUUCUGUUGUCAUGAUGGUUUUAUUACUUGUGUUCUUUUGUUUUUGAGCUCCCGAGGAAAAACUAUGUUGGAAAAUAUUAAAUAUCCCAGUAUUUAUUCACU
Platichthys flesus (European flounder) is the source of this 2574-nucleotide messenger RNA. RefSeq names its product ubiquitin carboxyl-terminal hydrolase 2-like. Gene Ontology annotation, molecular function: cysteine-type deubiquitinase activity. The record is from RefSeq and is a predicted model, not a curated record. The coding region runs from base 189 to 1403 and encodes 404 amino acids. Gene Ontology annotation, biological process: protein deubiquitination. Lineage: Eukaryota; Metazoa; Chordata; Actinopteri; Pleuronectiformes; Pleuronectidae. The transcript has 12 exons. Gene Ontology annotation, cellular component: cytoplasm.